AUGGCUAGCAACGAUUACAAAAGUUUACCAGUCACUGUGGAAAAACCUAUCCCAGUCACCUACGAUCUAGGUAACCUAUCUGUCUUUGAUUCUAAUGUCCUUGACAGAAAUGAUUUUGAUUCCUCAAAUGCUAAGCGUGAAGAACAUCUAAGAAACCUUACUCGUGAUAAUGCACAACUUUUAAUUAACCAAUUAUUGUCAUUACCAAUCAAAAGUACGACAGAUGCAGCUGGUGGUACAAGUGGUCAAAGUUCAACAAUGUCUUUACUGAGAUUACCUGAACCAAUGAGUGAAUUACCAAGAGAAAAGCCAUUACCUAAACCAAAGGCUCCAACUAAAUGGGAGAAGUUUGCUGCCAAGAAAGGUAUUAAAGCUAAGGAAAAGAGUGGUAAGAUGGUCUUUGAUGAGGCUAGUGGUGAAUGGGUUCCAAAAUGGGGUUACAAAGGUGCCAAUAAGAAGCUUGAUGACCAAUGGUUGGUUGAAGUAGAUGAUAAAGUUGAGAAUACUGACAAAGAAUUGAUUGACCCAAGAACUCUGAAUAGACAAGAAAGAAUGAAAUUGAUCAAGAAGAACGAGAGACAACAGAAGAAGAACUCCAGAAACGCUUGA
Maudiozyma saulgeensis is the source of this 609-nucleotide messenger RNA. The record is from the annotation of a GenBank genome assembly. NCBI's taxonomy places the organism in Eukaryota, Fungi, Ascomycota, Saccharomycetes, Saccharomycetales, Saccharomycetaceae.